Messenger RNA from Gopherus evgoodei (Goodes thornscrub tortoise), 4907 nucleotides. RefSeq names its product checkpoint with forkhead and ring finger domains (gene CHFR). Gene Ontology annotation, cellular component: nucleus. Bases 155 to 2197 code for a protein of 680 amino acids. The transcript is spliced from 18 exons. Gene Ontology annotation, molecular function: ubiquitin-protein transferase activity; protein binding. The record is from RefSeq and is a predicted model, not a curated record. Lineage: Eukaryota; Metazoa; Chordata; Testudines; Testudinidae. Gene Ontology annotation, biological process: ubiquitin-dependent protein catabolic process; mitotic cell cycle checkpoint signaling; protein ubiquitination.
CGCCCAGAGCCUGAUCAGCUGAUGGCUGGCAAUGUCUGUUGACAGCAGCAGCCUCCGCGGCAGGACUGGGUGUAAGAGGCUGGCGCUGGGGGAGGAGAUCGCUGCGAAGCCCCCCAAAUCCCCCUGGGCUGGGGGCAGGGCGAUGUGAAUCCAAAUGGAGCACUCUGAAGGAGGAGACCAAAACCAGCAGCAACAGCCUUGGGGGAAGCUGAUCCGGUUAGGUACAGAUGAAGCAGAGCCCCAUGUCUUACUGCUGAAAAGAGAAUGGACAAUUGGGCGGAAAAAAGGUUGUGACUUGUCCUUUCCUGGCAACAAACUGGUGUCUGGAGAUCACUGUAAAAUUACAGUGGAUAAAGAAUCUGGACAAGCAUCAUUGGAGGAUACCAGCACUAAUGGAACAGUAAUUAAUAAACUGAAAGUGGUUAAGAAGCAGACAUGCCCUUUGCAGACUGGGGAUGUGAUCUAUGUUGUUUACAGGAAGAAUGAGCCAGAAAACAAUGUUGCUUAUCUCUACGAAUCCUUCAAUGCAAAACAAGAUGUAACUCAAGAACCAGUAGAAGCUAAUGUAGAAAAUACGUGCCAUCUGACCAAAGAUACCUCACAUAUAGGAAGAAGUGAUGAUGGAACCCAGAUUACCUCAUCACUGCCAGCCACUGAGUCUUGCUAUGAGGAACCACAGCCAUCUACUUCUACAUCUAACCUCUUUAAUGCUUCUUCUACCUCUCUUAUUGAGCAGGCAUCUGCUGAGCGGGAUAAUCCUUCAACAUCUGGAUCACAGUCCUCUAUUUUCAUUCCUGUGCCUGCUUUCCCCACUCUAGAACCUAGGUAUCCUGGAGCAUCACAUGAAGAACAAGGACAGCUGUAUGCAAAUAGUGAAACUUCUACGAUCACUUCAAAUAUCAUUGAUAAAGAGAGAAAUGAAAGUUUUACAUCAGAGCCUCAAAGGGAAAAGGAGGAGGACUUGGAGCCUGCAAAGAAGAAAAUGAAAGGAGAUGAGAAUGCUAGUCCAUAUCUUCAGAUGACAGCUCCAAAUCAAUGUAUAAUUAAAGCUGGAUCUGAAGGUGCAAAACCAACAAAUGUGAAACCAGACAAAAUGGAAGAAACACUCACUUGCAUUAUCUGCCAGGAAUUGCUGCAUGACUGUGUCAGCUUGCAGCCCUGCAUGCACACCUUCUGUGCUGCCUGCUACUCAGGGUGGAUGGAACGGUCUUCUCUCUGUCCAACUUGCCGUUGUCCAGUUGAACGUAUCUGUAAGAACCAUAUACUGAAUAACUUGGUUGAAGCCUAUCUAAUCCAGCAUCCAGAUAAGUGUCGUAAUGAAGAGGAUGUACGUAGUAUGGAUGCCAGAAACAAAAUCACUCAAGACAUGCUGCAGCCUAAGGUGCGAAGGUCAUUUUCAGAUGAAGAAGGAAGUUCUGAGGAUCUGCUGGAACUGUCAGAUGUAGAUAGUGAAUCCUCAGAUAUCAGUCAGCCUUAUAUAGUGUGCAGACAGUGCCCAGGAUAUCGGCGACACUCCAUUCCGCCACUUCCUUGCCCAGGCCAAGAGGGGGAAGCAGGAGGAUUACAAGCAUUGGGAGAUGCACCAUCGACGUCUGCCGACUUUCCUGCAACUGUCCAGGAGUAUGUUUGUCCUUCUCAAGGAAGUCAUGUAAUAUGCACGUGCUGUUUUCAACCAAUGCCAGACCGAAGAGCAGAGCGUGAACAGAAUCCCAAUAUUGCCCCUCAGCAAUGUACAGUUUGUCUACAGCCGUUCUGUCACUUGUACUGGGGCUGCACUCGGAUGGCAUGUUUUGGCUGCUUGGCACCAUUCUGUGAAAUAAAUCUUGGUGACAAGUGUUUAGAUGGAAUCCUAAACAACAACCAUUAUGAGUCGGAUAUUCUAAAGGAUUACCUGGCAUCCAGGGGUUUUACAUGGAAAAACAUGUUAAAUGAAAGUCUCUUAGCUCUUCAAAGAGAAGUUUUUAUGCUGUCAGAUUACAGAAUUACUGGGAACACAGUGGUUUGUUAUUGUUGUGGCCUCCGCAGCUUCCGAGAGCUCGCCUACCAGUAUAGGCAGAAUAUUCCUGCUGCUGAAUUGCCAGUGACUGUCACAUCACGUCCUGAUUGUUACUGGGGGCGCAAUUGCCGGACUCAGGUUAAAGCACACCAUGCUAUGAAAUUUAAUCACAUUUGUGAACAAACACGUUUCAAGAACUGAACUUUCUGAAAUUGAAGCUGUCUGAAUAUUUGUAGUCUUUAGAAAGAGGAUGGAAGCCCAAAAUACUGAUCACAUAGGAAAUGUUUUCAGGGGAUUUUCAUUAUUCCCUCACAGCAGGGAGUUAAUAACUUUUUCAUCAGGUACUCUGGUGUGACCUUUUUAAUUUGUAGAGUUUAACAGUUAUAUAUGAGUAAGUGAGAACCUUUUGAAAGAAAAUCUGACAAGCAUUGCAUUCCAUCCUCAUUAUUACAGUGUUACUAUUUCACUAUACUUAAAUCACGUAAUAGCAGCCAUACAUUGGAGGACCUAACAAUAAUCAGUAAGGAGUGUAUUUGCACUAAAUGUGUCUGAAAAUAAGAGAAACCUUUAGAUUAAAAUGGAAAUGCUCUGUAUUGGUAACUUAAUAUCAAAGGAGGAAACUCAACACAUGUUAAGACUUGUCCACUGCUGUCUUGUCAUUAGAAUUGCAGUUGGGUUGGAAAUCUAUUAAAGUUCACUUUCACAAAACAGGAAGGUGAUCUGGUAUAUGUUCAUCAGAAUGGUUUUUUGUUAAUUUUUUUCCCUACUCAUUAAACAAAGAACGGCUUCAGUUUACAGCUCCAGAUCAGAACAGUGCUUUCCAGGAACGCUAUAAAGGAAAACAUUUUUUUAGCUUAGUAAUAUUGAUUUUUUUUACCAUUAGAAUUAAAUAACUCAAACAGUUGCACAAAUAUUUACAAAUCAGACUCAAAUUUGGGAUAGUAAUUGCUUAUGAACAAGCUUCUGCUUUUAAUAACUGUUUAGCAAUUUUAUAUUAAACUAAACCAUUAUUGACAUAGAGCAGACAGUAAGACAAGUUGGUGCGAUUUUUUAAAUGUAUUUUUUGGUGUGAUGUACGUUAGCUAGGCAUGUAGUUUUUAUCUUGCAGCUGUGCUCUAGUGUGUGCACAUCGGUAAAAGCAUAGAAAAGCUGCCACUUCAACAGAAUAUAACAGAUUUACAAGAAAGAACAAAUGUUACCUACGAAAAGGUCCACCACAGAUGAACUUUAGCAAUAUGGAGAAAUUCUUUUGAUAUGGGGGAGAUUUUAAGGGGGACAUUGGUGUCUCUAACAUUUUGAGUAUGUAGACUUAAUUUUUCACUCAUCUAUUUUUUGCUUAAUUGUGUUCAGAACAUUUCCUGAGCAUCAUAAAAAUGUGAUGUAGUCAUAAAUAUUUCCUAGUCGUCUGGCAACUAAUGUUCAUAUGCUUGACUUGGACCAGCUUUUCAUAAGUAUCAUACCCAGAGAGCAAAGUAGAAUGGGAAGAAAGAGUACAAAGUUACCUCUGUAUAUAUCAUGUUUUAGGUAUGCCUUAUUUUGCAAGCAAGAUUUAUACUUCAACAUGAAAAAAUACACUCUGUGCUAUGUGUUAUAGUGCAGCACAGGAUGAUGUAGCAUAUUAUAUCUGUUAGUCAAUUAAUAAAAAAAAGUACAAUACUGCACAUGUUAAUAUAAAUGCUAGUUAAAAAUAAUAGAUUUCUGUUCAUAUUUUAAUUUUAAGAGUAGAUGUAACAGUGAUGGGUCUGUUGGUAAUAUCCAUAAUGCUGUUAAAAGUACACUUGGGUGUGGACUUCUCUUCCUAAUCUCUGGGCAUUUCCUCCUGUGAGUAGGGUUGAAAUCAGAUCUGGAAUAAUACUUGAAACUUGUUAACAAAACUUUCUGUCUACCUUUUACUAUUACUAACAAUGUUCUGUUGCAUCUGUAUUCAUAUUUUAUGUUUAGAAAGAUUGAUUUUUUUUAAUGGUUAUUAUAUCUUCUCAGGACAGCCAUUCCCAGCUGUUUGGUCUCCAUUUCAACACUGGCUGUGCAUGUAAGCAAAUUACAUGUAUUUGUGGAAAGAGAGCCUUUGCACAUUACAUGUAGAAAUGUGCUUUGCAUUCUCACUCACUACUUUCCAUGCCCCACAUUGGCUUUUAGCAUAGACUUGUCACUAUGCUAACGUUCAAGUCCCAAAUGUGCGGAAUUUUUUGUGGAUUAAGAAUAACGUCUACAACCCUAUGUAUAACUUCUUUUGCACCUGCACAAGCCGUUGGGACGUAUGUGACAUUAAAAAUCUGCAACAAUCUCAAGUACUUGACAUCCAAACUACCUGUAUAGUAGAGGUUCCUUAUAUACCUUUUAUGUACCCCUCUCUUCCCCCCCUCCCCAAUAGAGAAUAAAUAUGCCUUUCUAUGCAUAGGGGGUUGAAGUAGUGCAAUGGAAUGAGAAGUUUUUUGUGAUUAUAUUGUACUUGGAAGAGCUGAGAGAUUAACUUGCAAAUGGGGAAGGUGAAUGAAUCCUGAUCUUUAUAUGCUCUUAAGUAACUAAGAGCAUCUGUCAUGGGUAUUACAUACUCUUAUACAUUAGUCCUUUUAAAAUGUAUGGUUGCCAGGUGAUAUUUAGAUAAUGUGAUAACUGUAUAAACUAUACUUGAUGUAAUUGUUUAAAUACUGUAAAGGUGCACCAUAUUUUUAACCUGUCUAAAGCAUACCCCCACCCUCUUUAUAAGAGACAUUUGGGAGCUGAGCAUGGAACCUUGUAGAAUAGAUGUUGUGAAAACAAGAGGGAUUAUGAUAGGGCUUAAUGUAGUGGUGAAUAAGAUACAGUCUCCUUCUGUGAGAAGGUUCUUUUAUAAAGAAGGUGGAAUGCAGUUCUUCCAAUUCUUUUUGUGAUUACCUGGACUAAAAAGUUAUUAAAAAAAUUACCCACUGAA